Chlamydomonas reinhardtii is the source of this 4838-nucleotide messenger RNA. RefSeq lists its product as uncharacterized. Lineage: Eukaryota; Viridiplantae; Chlorophyta; Chlorophyceae; Chlamydomonadales; Chlamydomonadaceae. The transcript has 3 exons. The record is from RefSeq and is a predicted model, not a curated record. The coding region runs from base 354 to 4244 and encodes 1296 amino acids.
CUAGUGCGUGCGAGCUUCAGUAGUCGCACCUCAAGUAGGCAAACUCUAAACCAGCUGAUGCCAACUCAAAUAUAGUUUUUGCAUAGCUUCUGGCAAUUGACCCACGUUUCGCGUUCGACGAACUUGGGCGACAUUCUGCCAAAGGAGGAAGCUUCUGUAGCCAGGCGCCCUGCCUACUGCGAUAGAAGCCUGGCUCUUAAUUUCCCCUUGGCAACCCUAGAAGCGGAAGGAGCAGAAGGAGCAGAACGGCACGCCAUGGGCUUGCCAGGCGGGCAGCAGCACAAAGGAAUGGAAGUCUGGCCCAGUAAUAACUAGGCUGCAUCAGGGGGCUUGCUACACCCGGCACGAGCGAAAUGGUCAGUGGCCAAGGGGCCGUGACCGGCACCGCCGCACCGGUGGUUGCGCACAAGGGGCCGCCACCGCUCCUCUCGCCUCCACGCCAUCUCUCAUGCUCAGGCGGGCUGAGCUCAACGCCUCUGUCGUCACCGGGCGGCCUGCUAUCCCCAAAGCGGCCGGCGUGGACGGCCGCACCCGAAGAGUUCACCUGCAAUGGCCCUUCGGACUCUGAGACAGAGGUUGCUUGUGGGGACGGCACAGAGCUCUCGACCACUACGCUGCCGGGCUGCGCGCCGCAGUUACCUGACAGCGCCGGGACGAUACCUGCGGGAGCGGCUUGGAUCGGGGUUGGCACAGAGCCACAUAUCCCAUUCGGUGUUGGCGGCAGAUCCCGGCUGUCAGGCCCGGGCGCUCACAGCCCCGGGCCGCUGCAGCUCUGUCCCUCUGCGACGGCUGGCGGUCUGGCUGCACCAGGAGCAGCAGCGAGAAGGACAGUAACAGCUGCAGCAGCAGCAGCCGCGACAGCGGUUGCUGCCGCAAGCGGCACAGGCGGUCGGUCGCUGGUCGCCCACUCCAGCUGGGGUCACAGCAGCGGCCAGGCACACAACCCGGUGCAUGACAUGACCGACCAGCAGCAGCAAGAGCAGCACAAUGCACUGGCGGCGCCACUGCCGCUGCGUCCGCCCCGAGCCAGCCGGAGUAUAGGGGGCUGCGAGGACGCGGGCGUCUAUAGCUGCGGCAGCGGCGGUGGGCUUGUCCGCAGCAUUGCUUACGGGGCCACCGAAGGCGGCGCAGGAGCAGGUGGUAUCUCGCUGAGUGGACCUCUUCGCGUGAUGCAGCGGCAGACUCAACAUCCGGACGCAGAUCGCGGCGGCGAGUGGCGGCAGGCGGAUGUGCAGCAUCGGGCCCUGCUGGCUGACUUACUGGAGUCUGGGCCCGAGCUGCCCAGCGGCGCGGUGCAGUCCACAGGCGCGGCGGCCUCGGCGGCCGUCAACACGGCUGUCACGGCCCCAGGGUGGCGCGUCCCAAGAGAUGAGGAGGCCUGGGCGGCGCGGGGCCGGCGCCUGAGCGGCGUUGGCGCGCGCACGGCGCCCGGAGCCGGGGGCUCUCCACCGGAGCGCCGCAGCCGUCCAGCCGGGCAACAAGGGCCGGUGCAACAGCAGCCAGCCGGGAUAAAGCAGCAACACCAGGAGUACCAGCCCUCAAGCGAACAUCGCGACGUUGCCACCCAUGAGUGCUCAGAUGGGGAGCAGCAGCUGCUGCGCGCUUUCGAGAGCAUAUCUGUGGACGCGGCGGCGGGCGCCGAGUUGCUCGCAACCCGCCUGGCUUCAGAGGUGUCCUCGUACGCCGCCGGCGACAGUCGUGCGCAUGCCCACGCCCACGACGGACAUAGAGAUGAGGACCUGCACGCGCGCGUGUCGGGCGGGGUGCUGCGCACGAUGGACUCGUACGCAACACACUCCGAGGCGGAGGGCCCUGAUGGCUUGAACGGGCAGGGCGGUGGCGCUGACGGCAGCGGCGGCAGAGGAAGUGACGGCGCGCCGCUCAGUCCGCCGACCCUAGGGCUGCCGGCACCGUUGGUGCUUGCAGCAUCAGCCGGCGGUGCCGUGUUGCCGGCUGGUCCGAACAGCCAGGGCCACGCGGCCUCGCGCUUCUUAUCUCCGCCCGCAUCGCCAGCGGCGGCGCAGGAGCGCGAGCGUCGGGCCGCCGCCGUCACUGCCGCCCACGGCAACACCUCCUUCGGCAGCCAGGCCGGCAGCGGCGCCGACUCCCCUGUCAUGUCGCCAGCGCCGUCUUCCUCUCGCGGGCACUUUCGGCUUUGGCCGGGCGCGCCCUUCUUCUCGUCCUUCAGCAAGCAGCGGCAUCGCGACAGCGAAGUGGCUGCCAGCGGCACCUCCGCCGCGGCCUCCGCCGCCGUGUCGUCCCCCGGGCGCUACCGGUUCAGCAGCGGCGCCGGGGGCGGCGGUGGCGGCAGCAGCCGGAUGGUGGCUUCCAGCGGCGACGGCACCAGUGUCGCCCUGGCCUCUGCAGCGGCCAUCAACGCUGCAGCCAUUGCGGCGGCGGAGGGGUCGUCGCCGAAGAGGCGGCCGGACAGCGGCGGCGGAAUGGACCGGCUGAGGCUUCAGCGCACCCGCGUCCGUGCCAUUCAGACCUCCGCGUCAGCCAAUGCGCACAGCAGCCCUGGCGGCAGCAGCCUUGCACUCGGCAGUUUGGCGGCGGCGGACAGGGGUGCGGGGCCAGGGGCGCUAAUGGCAGCGCUCCAAGCCAGGAGCAGCGUGGGCGGCGUGCCCAGCGGCUGCACCAGCCCCACGGCCGCGGCCGCGCUGGCGCUGAACGGAGGCCCCAGCAGCGGCGCGGGUGCUGGUCUGCACGUGGUGCGGGGGGCGUGGGGCGAGCCGGCGGCGGCAGACGCGCCUGACGGCGUGGUGGUCGGCGGCGCGGCGGCAGGAGCGGCUGUGGCGGGGCCAAGCGCUGCCUGGCUGCAAGGCACAGCUGCGCCCGCGGCAGUGCUGGGCCCCGCGCCACGCGUGCGGCGGGCGAGCAGCGCCCUGGAGACGUUGCUUGCCCGUGGCGGCGCAUCCGCGCACUCGCCUGCAGUCGGGGCCACAAGCCCUCUAGGCAAGAGCACCGCUCUUUUUACGCCGCCCAGGCCGCCUCCCAGCAGCCAGACGGGCAGCGGCCGCUUGCAGCCGCCGCAGGCGGGCGCGGAAGGACUCGGGGGCAAUGACGAUUCCGGCUACCAUCCGGCACCUCGCGCCCGGAAGUCGCAGGAGGGGCCCGUGGCACACGCUGAGGCGGGCUCCCGGCCGGCGGCGGCGGCGGCAUCUGAGGCGGUCUCGGAGCCGCUGCACCGGCUGUACCGCACAGCACUGGCCGCCGAGGAGGUCGCGCCGCAGCACCUCAAGUCACACAAGCAGCAGACACACCAGCAGACACACCAGCUGCUGCACAACCAGCGGGAGCCGCGGGAGCAGGCGCGGCCGUCGUCUGCCCUGGGCCGCGUCACGUCGCGGCUUCGUGCCUUGGCGUCGCGGGCGCUCAGCAGGAGCUCAGAUGGCCGCGGCGGCAGUGACGUGGACGAGGCGGGGCACCGAUCGGACGGCGCCGCUGUGGACGGCAGGGCCGCGUCAGAGGCUUCUGCCAAGGAGGGGAAGGGGUUCCGCAAGGCCCUGAAGAAGGGCAAGAGCGCAGCCGACGACGAGCCGCUCGCGGUUGCGGGCUCCGCCGACAGCAUCAGCCUGCACCGCCGCCGCCUGGAGACGGGCCGGAGGCGCGACAGUGGCAGUGCAGGUGAGGCCGCCGACGUCAGCAGCUUCAGUGGUACGGUGGUGGCGCCGGCUGGCGGCGUUACGGCGGUGGGGGAUGCCGGGCCGGGCAGCGGCAACGGCACUGCUGGUUGCUUGCGGCCGCAAAGCGCGGCCCGUGCGGCUGCGGAGCGAUACAUGGCGGAAACGUGGCGCACCGGCAGCGGCGGUGGCAGUGCUGGUGGAGGCGCGGUGCGUGGUGUGGGUGAAAGUGUGGAGGUGUACGCAGCGCCGCCGGCUGGUGGCGGGCAGGCACGCAUUGUGUCAAGGCCCGGAGCGUCGGAGCUGCCGAAAUGCAGUACGGGCGGCGGCGGCGGCGGCGGGGCGACGGCUGGCCACGACCGCUGGGGACCUGGCGGCCGGGACGCGACAGAUGAGGGCUGUUUGAGAAUGGAUACGCACGUGUCUGCCCCCGGCCCCGAGACACUGCGCACAUGCUGCAAGGCCAUUCCGGCGGCGCGCGCUCUGUCAGAGGCCUCUGCCGGGGCUGGGGCCGCUGCCGCUGCGGUGGUUGCAGCGCAUGGGGCGGUCGCAGCUGCAGCAGCGGGCAGGGUGGUGGCGGCGUUCGCCGCAGGAGCAGCACCAGCACCAGCGUACGAGUGAAGAUGGUGUUUGUAAAACCACUAGGGGUACUGCAUGAGGGCACGUGGUGGCUUUCGAGUUGCUGCAAUAUGGCAAAUGGAGCGAGUGUCGUGGUGCCCAGUGUAGGGUGAGAAGCGCGGGCGUAGGGUGUAUCGCGUGAUCGCGUCUCCAUGUAACUGGCUACGAUAUGUAUGUUGCUUGGAGCGAUUUGGAUGGACACAAGCAUGAGUUUACCCAAUGCCCAUGCGGCCAUAAUUCAUGGACUCAUGGACUGUGCGCUGACUGUGAUAGGGCCCGCCAUGCAGCCUAUCGCAGCCAUGGCCCCAGUAAUGUCAUUCCGUGGCUUCCCCGGGGAUCAACGUGUAUGGAACUGCAGUCUCGGGAUCCGGCAUACAUCACUUACAUGCUUAGCCUGUUACGGCUGGAUGCGGGGCGAUGGGGCCGGUGGCAUACCGUGGCCCAUAUUCAAGAGCUCUUUUUGUAGACAGGCGGCAGUGGGGCACACCGCAUACACGGAUAAGCGCCUGCAAGCCAGCUGUCGCAGCAAUCCAACCGCAAGCAAGUGACUGCUGCAGAGUGCAGAGCACGCAACUGCGACCCGCCGUCUAAGUCCAA